GGUUCUUCGCUGCGAAGAAAAUGGCGGCGGCGCCGAGCGGAGACGAGGAGAGAUUGGAAGAAAAAUGUGAGGACCAGAAUCUGCAGGGCCUCAAAGACAAGUCCCCGAAGGCCAAAAAGAUGAAGAAGGAGAAGCAGAGGGAAGCCGAGCCGGCCGAGGCGGGCAAGGCGGAGACGUCCGAAGGAGCUGGGGCUGCCCCCGCCGCCCCCGAGGCUUCGGCCUCUCCCAAGCAGCGGCGUUCCAUCAUCCGGGACCGCGGCCCCAUGUACGACGACCCCACGCUGCCCGAGGGUUGGACGCGCAAGCUGAAGCAGAGGAAGUCGGGCCGCUCGGCGGGAAAGUACGACGUCUACCUGAUCAACCCCCAGGGCAAGGCCUUCCGCUCCAAGGUGGAGCUUAUCGCUUACUUCGAAAAGGUAGGGGACACCUCCCUGGACCCCAACGAUUUCGACUUCACGGUGACGGGCCGGGGCAGCCCCUCGCGGCGAGAGCAGAGGCCCCCCAAGAAGGCCAAAGCCCAGAAGGGCCCCGGGACGGGGCGUGGGCGGGGCAGGCCCAAAGGCAGCGGCUCGGCCCGCCCCAAGGCGGCUGCCUCGGAGGGCGUGCAGGUCAAGCGGGUGAUCGAGAAGAGCUCCGGCAAGCUGCUGGUCAAGAUGCCAUUCCAGCCGGGGCCGCCGGGGGGCGCUGGAGGGGCGGGGGGCUCGGCCACCACCUCGGCGGCCCCGGGGGCAGCCGGGCGGCGGCCCGGGCGCAAGCGGAAGUCUGAGUCGGACCCCCAGACGCUGCCCAAGAAGCGGGGGCGCAAGCCAGGGGCGGCGGCGGGGCCCGUGGGGCCAGUGGUGGCAGAGGCCAAGAAGAAGGUGGUGAAGGAGCCGUCCUUCCAGGCCGUGCAGGAGACGGUGCUGCCCAUCAAGAAGCGCAAGACCCGCGAGGCCGUGGCCCUGGAGGUGGCCCCACCGCCCCCCGAGCGCAGCCCCAAGGGACCCCGUCCUGGGCGCCGGAGCAAGGAGAGCAGCCCCAAGGGGCGAGGGGGCAACGCCGCCCCCGCCUCCCCCUCCCCCAGCCGGAAGGAGUCACAGCCGCCGCCCCCCCCCGCACCGCCGCCCCCCGAGCCUCUGGCCCGGCCCCCCGCCAGCCCCAAGGACAGCGUGAGCCCCCCCGAGGCUCAGGACUUGAGCAGCAAGGGGCAGCCGGAGAGCGACGGCUGCCCCAAGGAGCCACCUAAGACUCAGCCGCCCGCUGUGCUCUACAAACACCGAGGGGAAGGGGAGCGCAAAGACGCUGUCUCCACCUCCUCCUCGGCGCCCCCGCCCGCCGCCCUGCCCCGGCCCAGCAGCAGAGACGAGGCGGUGGAUACCAGGACGCCUGUCUCGGAGCGCGUCAGCUGACUUUGGGCGGCCCACUGCUAGCGGGAUGGACGGACAGACAGACACACACACACACACACACCCCCCAAGACGAGAGGCAGCUGCUCCCGGGUAGGGCUCCGGCAAAGCACCUCCCCAGCCCCACGGCGCCCCCUGGCUUCCACCCCCCCUCCACUUCUCCCCCCUCCCCGUUUUUAAUACCAAGAAGCACAGUGAGGGGUGUGGACCCCCCGGGUUGGAAGCCACUUUGCACUUUUUCUAUGAGAGGGGUGCCCUUCCCCAGCUCCUUCCUCGAUGCUUUGCUGCGUAUACUACUGACCAGGCCAGCUGUUUGGGGGGGCUGCCCCCCCAGCUCCUGAACACCCCCACCGGGCGGGAUGAAGGGGGGGACCGUGUGUGUAGAUCCCCCUCUCCCUCUCCAGUGCCAUGUAACGUCGUCGUCUGUUCUUCAGUAUCGAUCCGUGUUCGUUUUGGUAGGGCCCACGUAGUGUGUGAGAGUGAGGGGGAACCAGCCCCUCUCCCCCAGACUCCGAACAAAGCGGGGGGCUCAGAGCCUGUUCCUCCCGCAGGGUGGGGGGGCCGAGGAACGACAACGUUCUUCCACUUCUUUCUCAACGUUACUAGCUUAGGAAACCAUUUGCACUAACCAGCCUUUGGCCGGCCGGGGGUGGGGGGGUCGUAUGUGAAACUACCUGUAACUCUUGGAUCGGUACCGGGGAGAGGGCAAAGCCCUGAGCAUCAGCGGGUUUAUAACGGGGCUGGUUCGGGAGAGGGAAAUCCAGGGCUCUCCAUUAAUACCUGCGCUUUCCCCCAGCCCCAGUGGCGUGGCUUGUACUGCCGGGCAGAGGGGAGCAGAUGGGAAGGGAAAACCUAGCUGAACCCCCCCCACCAAGGAGGGCUGUGCCUUUUUUUUUAAUGAUGGACACAAAGGGUUAAAAUGAAUUCCUCCCCCCUCCCCAAGGUGAGUGAAAUGGGGAGGGGCCGAUCCCCUCUGCUCAAAGCCCUGCGGCCAAGAGAGAAAUACAGCAGAAGCUGAUCUCUGUUCUGGGCAUAGCAGUGCGGUACAACUCCACCGGAUUGGAACCCGGCCCUCCCCAUUACAAUCAGGAGUGACUCCGCAGAAUCCAGCUCUGUCCCCAUUGCAAAUGGGAGUGACUCUGCAUUGACUGCAGGGGAGCUGAGAUCAGAACCCAGCCCGGCCUCAUUGCAAUCAGGAGUGACUCUGGACUGACCGCGGGGGAGCUAAAAUCAGAAUCCAGCCCUGUCCCUAUUGCAAUUGGGAGUGACUCUGGAUUGACCACAGGGAGCUAAGAUCAGAAUGUGGCCUUGCCCCCAUUACAAUCAAGGGUGACUCCAGACUGACUGCAGGGGAGCUGAGAUCAGAAUCUGGUCCUGCCCCCAUUGCAAUCGAGGGGACUCCAGAUUAACCCCGGUGGGAGCUAAAAUAAGAAUUGAGCCCUGCCCCAUUGCAAUCAGGAGUGACCAUGGCGGGAACUAAGAUCAGAAUGCGUCCCUGCCCCGUUGCAAACGGGGGUGAUUCCGGAUUCACCAUGGGGGAGCUGAUCUCAAUCCAUUCCAGAGAGUAACUAAAACUUCCACCCAUUUCUCCGCUUCUGCUCGCUGAGCUGGGUCCAGUUUCCCACCAAGGCUUUUCCGGGGGUGGCCAGACCUGACCCUGGGGCGAGGUGCCUCGAGUUUUGAUUUACAAACAAAUCCCCCCAAAGCCAGCAGAAAAAGACCUAAUUUCCAUGGUGUCCCCUGGUGCCCCCAGAUCCGGGGGGGGGGUCCCCAGGCACCACACCUGGGUCCCAUGCUAGGGCCGGCCGGAGGCUUUGAUGUGCUUGGUGGGUGGAAAGGGGGUCCCGAGGGUGAGCCCCCCGGGGGAGGGAUCCCGCACCACUCACUGCCGUGGCUUGACAGCGCUUUUCCCCACGAACCUGCGGCCCCGUGGCGGGGGCUGGGGGGUGUUAAUCAGGGGACAGACUGUGCAGCUCGCCCCCUGCCCGCUGCUCUCUUGAGAUCUGUGUUCCUCAGAGAUCAGCCUCCCAAAUUCUCGUUCAGAUCCCCAAACGUGCUGGGG
Malaclemys terrapin pileata is the source of this 3447-nucleotide messenger RNA. RefSeq names its product methyl-CpG binding protein 2 (gene MECP2). Gene Ontology annotation, biological process: negative regulation of transcription by RNA polymerase II. Lineage: Eukaryota; Metazoa; Chordata; Testudines; Emydidae. The record is from RefSeq and is a predicted model, not a curated record. Gene Ontology annotation, cellular component: nucleus; heterochromatin. Gene Ontology annotation, molecular function: methyl-CpG binding; chromatin binding; double-stranded methylated DNA binding.